AUGAUAAGUCAAGGAACAGACAGUAUCUCAGUGUAUUUUUCCAAACUCAGAAAUCUGUGGGAUGAAUUUGAUAGCAUGGUUCCUCCUCCGUGUGGAUGUGCUAGAUCGAAGAAUUUCAUUGAGUUUAUGGAAAAGCAGAAGGUGUUGAAGUUCCUAAUGGGUCUAAACGACAAUUAUGAACAGGCUCGUAGUCAAAUUCUUAUGACUAGCCCAACGCCAAGCAUCAAUAAGGCAUAUGCAAUGCUUAUUGAAAGGGAGAGUCAAAGAUUUGUGGCUAACACUUCUACUGUGGGUGUAAAAGUCGACUUAGCUGCCCUGCUAGCUGGUGAAGGAGGAAAUUAUCAGAAUUAUCAAAAACAAAAGAGAAACUGA
Messenger RNA from Nicotiana attenuata, 372 nucleotides. RefSeq lists its product as uncharacterized. The record is from RefSeq and is a predicted model, not a curated record. The transcript has a single exon. NCBI's taxonomy places the organism in Eukaryota, Viridiplantae, Streptophyta, Magnoliopsida, Solanales, Solanaceae. The coding region runs from base 1 to 372 and encodes 123 amino acids.